Messenger RNA from Musa acuminata AAA Group (dessert banana), 2570 nucleotides. RefSeq lists its product as uncharacterized. Bases 1405 to 2403 code for a protein of 332 amino acids. NCBI's taxonomy places the organism in Eukaryota, Viridiplantae, Streptophyta, Magnoliopsida, Zingiberales, Musaceae. The record is from RefSeq and is a predicted model, not a curated record. The transcript has 2 exons.
AGACACUCCACUUAUGUCACAUUAUUUGUUGCAGAAAGGUUGAUUAAAGUGCUAGUCAAGCAUUGAAGUUCAGCAGAUGUUCUACCUACGACUGAUGGCAGCUUCCCGCACUUGUGAAGAACACUGAACAACAAACAGUUAGGUUUUGAUGCUUCACGCCCUCGUUCCGUUCCCGAAGCUUCGAGGCAGAGAGAUGGAACGGCUUAUGCAGCCGACAGCCUCCCCCUGCACCGCACGUCUCUCCACAUCCAACCGUCUGAUUAGAUCAUGAUCAAAAGAACAGGAAUGACGUUCUUGCACGCAAAGAAAGCCCGUCCCCGGAAGCCUCUGGAGAUAAGAGGAACCGUCGGAUCACUUGGAUUCCUACAGCGAUGAAACCACUGGCCUCCGUCAACUCCCUAUAUUAGCAGCCCCUCUCUCACCUUUCCUCGCUCACCCUAUAAAAGCCCCCACGGACCGAACCCUGUUUUUUUCGUGUCGCAGACCACGAGAGAGAGAGAGAGAGAGAGAGAGAGAGAGUGGUGUGGCGUCGACAACGCUGGACAUGAAACCAUCUAUGGAGGCGACGAGGCCGCCGGAGUGCAGGGGCCACUGGCACAACAGCGCAGGGUACUUUAAGAUGCCGCUGCACUAUCCCAGGUACACCAAGGCGCAGUACGAGUCCAUGGACGAGGUGCAGCUCGAUCUCCUGCUCAGGGAGUAUGGCCUGCCGUCCAACGGAGACGUUACUCAGAAGAGGAAGGACGCCAUCGGCCACUUCCUCUGGUCAGAUGAUUGAAGGCAGAGAGAGAUUAGUCCGCUUUCUCACGUUGCUGUGGCACUUCUCCUUUUCUCCCUCAAUAACCUUUUAAGCAUGUAGAGUAGUCGCUUUGCUCCAUCCAUGUCAUGGGGUUUGGUGAAUUAAUUAAUUAAUUAAUUAAUUAAUUAUAUAUGUAAUAUGUGAAAUGUAGUGAGUCGAUGCCGUGACGUUGAGAUUCGGAUCAUCAUCAUCAUCAUCUGCUCAUCGCGACCGGACAUCAAGCGCUCCCCCGAAACGUCCCCUUCCAACGUUCUCGGCCAAGUGGUAGCGGUAGUAGUAUUCUUCUGCAUCGAAACGAAGCCUUCUCUCUCAUCGCUCGCCUCCGUCUUGAUGCGCGUGUUCGCACACACUCUUUCUCUCGCUUCCACAUCGGUCGCAUCUCACGUCUCCUUUUCCGCAUCUUCACGUUAUUCUCUCUCAUGCUUCUUCAUCUUCUCCACUGCGCCUCCUCCUCCCUUCCCCUCCCCCCCCCACCCCCUCCUUUCCACGUGAUCUCCAUCUUCCUUUAUCUUCCUCCUCCUUGCUUAUAAUAAAUGUGACCACUUGCGGUGAAGUCUGACGGCGCUUCUUAGUCCUCAAGAGACUAAAGGAGGAGAGACAUACAAAUGGACGCCAUCAGCAGCGGUGGCGGAGAGGGCGAAGGAUGGCGAGUGGCGCCGCCGAUGAGCGCAAUGGAGAUCCUGCGAGAGACCGUCCGGAUCCUCCGCGCCGAGCCCUCCCCCUUCAUGGCCACCCUCGUCAUCCUCAUCUGCCCCGUCUCCAGCGCCCUCCUCUCCGCCGUCCUCGUCCCCCCUGCCGCCUCCGACGCCCUCGCCCGUCGCCUCGCCUUCCUCGCCGCCGCCAGCGGCCUCCCCCUCGCCCGCCCCCUCCUCCAACUCUGCCGCCACCUCGCUGCCACCCUCCUCUCUGCCGCCGCCUGCUUCCCCCUCCUGGCCACCGCCCUCCUCCUCGCCCGCACUUCCGUCGCCUACUCCGUCGCCUGCGCCUACGCCGGCAAGAAAUUCCGCCCCGCCGACUUCUUCGCCGCCGUGCGCCGCGCCUGGCGCCGCCUCAUCUCCACCUACCUCUGGGUCUGCGCCUCCAUCUCCGCCUGCCUCGCCCUGUUCCUCGCCCUCCUCCUGCUCGCCUGCAAGGCGUUCGCCGCGUUGGGCUACCCGCCCGAGAUCGUCGUGUACCCGGCACUGCUCACCGUCCUCGCCUUCUCAAUGGCAUACGCCCACACCAUCAUCGUCUGCAACCUCGCGAGCGUGAUCUCCGUCUUGGAAGAGGUCUCCGGGCUGUUGGCUUUGCUGAGGUCGGUGAGGUUGAUCAGGGGGCAGACGCAGGCGGGGCUGCUGAUGUUCCUCGGGUCGACGAUUGGGAUGGCGUUCGUGGAGGGGCUAUUCGAGCAUCGAGUGAAGACCUUAAGCUACGGAAACGGGUCGUCACGGCUGUGGGAGGGGCCACUUCUGGUCUUCAUGUACUCCUUUGUUGUACUGAUAGAUUCAAUGAUGAGCGCAGUGUUCUACUUCACCUGUAGGUCCUCUGUCAUGGAAGAAUUGGAUGGGGAUGGCCGUGCUCUGAAAGGAACGCAGAAUGCUUCUCCCGAAGUGGACCGAUGCUGAGCGAACAGAAUCCAAAGCAAAGCCUAUAGCUAAUAAGUAUUCACCAUUAUUUCUGGCAAAACAGAGAAGUCGAUGCAUGCAAUUAGACCUGAAAACAAAACAAAAACAAAAACAAAAUUGCAGCCUCUCUACACUCAAAACAAUGCCACCAAAAGUUUCUAGUGUCA